Procambarus clarkii (red swamp crayfish) is the source of this 399-nucleotide messenger RNA. Lineage: Eukaryota; Metazoa; Arthropoda; Malacostraca; Decapoda; Cambaridae. The record is from RefSeq and is a predicted model, not a curated record.
AUGUCAGCCGUGACACGAGGUAUGACAGGAGUGCACAUGAGACUUGACAGCAGUGAGUGUAAAGGAGACGAGACCGUGGUGUACGACCCAGUGGUGUACGGCCCAGUGGUGUACGACCCAGUGGUGUACGACCCAGUGGUGUACGGCCCAGUGGUGUACGACCCAGUGGUGUACGACCCAGUGGUGUACGGCCCAGUGGUGUACGACCCAGUGGUGUACGGCCCAGUGGUGUACGACCCAGUGGUGUACGACCCAGUGGUGUACGACCCAGUGGUGUACGACCCAGUGGUGUACGACCCAGUGGUGUACGACCCAGUGGUGUACGGCCCAGUGGUGUACGACCCAGUGGUGUACGGCCCAGUGGUGUACGACUCAGUGGUGUACGAUCCGGUGGUAUGA